AUGGCUUCUGCGGAGAGACUACCUUCGGAGAAGAGGAAUUCUGCUGCGGAGUUUACUAGGCUGGACGUUACCAAGCUACGGCGUACUACUCGUAUUUCCAAGACUUGCCUCAGCUGUAAGAAGCGCAAAGUCAAGUGCAACUUUGAGGUGCCUUGCGACAAAUGCAUCGCCCGCAACAAAGGCCAUCUUUGCAGUCGUGAGCCUGUCAUUGUGGACGGGGUGGUGAUCAAUGCAGGGGACGAAAAGUUUAUCGAGAUGAAAUUCGCCCAGGAAAACGAGGUACUCAAACGGAAAAUCAAGGACCUGGAAAGAACGGUUUUCAAACUCCGAUCGGAGUUUUCGUUUCUCCACAGUUCCAAUUCGGCUGAUGUGCCGCGGGCCUCAGGACGAAAGGCAUCUUCCCUCGAGCUCUCUGGACCCCAUGGUGGGGUGUGCCUGGAGUUGUCCACCAAAUGGGACAGUUACAGCGUGGUUAUCAGCCUUCUCAACAAAGGCCUAGCCGAGGGCCUACAGGACGACGAUGACCAGAAUUUCGAUGCGAAUACCGAGGAAUGGUCCCGAAUUCCCAACAAGGAACUAAUGAGGUCGAUUCGAUGCGGGGACGAAAAAUCGGAUGUCUGGAACUACCAAUUGAGGCUUAUAGCUAACCUUGACAAGACCCACUCGGAUCUGAUCCUGGAGAGUGCACUGCGCCUAUCUUUUCUUCACAAUGUUUUGGAUAACGACAGAUUUUUACAGGAGUACGAAUCGUAUUGGAACGAUCCAUCCAUCACUGAGAAGCACAUUACCCCGUACUAUUCGAAGUCUAGCAAGGAGUAUCUUUUUCUGGCUCAAUAUUACAUGCUACUAUGCAUUGGAGUAUACUAUUCAGACGACACUCUGCAACAGAAGCUAGGUUUUUCUGACGAGGAAUUGGACCUUCACGCUCGCUCUUUUUUCGCCUGCGGCCUCGAAUGCCUGUUCCGCGGCAGAUACAUGACCUUCCCUAACAUUAGAGCCAUCCAAUUCUUCUCGCUCCUCAAGCUAUGUGCGCAUCCCCUGGGAGGAGUUCAUCUGCAAAAUAGUCUUGUUGGGAUUAUGUGCUACUGCGCGCGGAAGCUGAAACUGGACAGCGUUGCCGGCGACUCAGUCGACCCUGAAACCGACAUGAAGCUCAGAUGCUGGUGGUCGCUGGUGAAUGUUGACUGGUACGAGGACCAGUUCCGCUAUUCUCUGAUCGCACCUGGGACUUUCUGUACGCCCAAGCCGAGGAAGUGGAAAAUCCCGGAUAAAGUGCUAGACUGGGAUAACUACUAUCAGAGAUUUGUUGCCGAAAUUGCAACCAUCAAGAGAAAUUACUAUUUUGACGACACAGUGCUAAAAAGCGAGCUGACUCUCCAGUCGCUUGAAAAGGCAGAUCUUGAGCUCCGCGUGCUUGAAAUCACUGUCAGAAAGGAUUUUGAAAGUUACAUGGACCACGCACGUCUCCAUGCCGACGUUCACUUUUCCACCACAGUGGAAUUCAUUAAGUUUUUGACCGACUAUAUCAUUCUUCAGGAGCGACUUGAUAUCAACAGCAAAAUGUCUAGAUUUAUGACGUAUGACCACUGGACUGCAGACUGCUACGAACUGUGCUGCAAUUGCGCAGAGACCAUCCUCAAACAGUACGCCGAUCCUAAGGUCCCACACUUGUUCAAAAAGCCAUGGUUUGUGUGCGAAUUAGCUGUCUCUGCCGCGGUCUUUUUGCUUGUCGACGCAAUGUUGAACAAGCAGACUGCCAGCCGUCAAAAAUCAGUCGUCUCUCUUGUCAAGAAAAUUAUACCUGUGUUGGGCUCACAUAAGCUCAUAGUUCGUCCCGCUGUGCGGGGCUUGUAUGUGCUUCAUAAAUUAAUUAAUCUCAUGGUCGCGGGUGAUCGAAGGGGAGGCCUUCAGUCGAUAGAAUCAAUUACGAAGAUGCGACAAGCUAGCAAUACGAAGGACCCGAAUAUGGCUCAGAUUCAUGCAAAUAUCCGUUCCAAAGCUCAAAGCAAGUUAAGAAAGCAGCUUAAGUUUAUCAAUUACUCUUCGGAUUCGAAUCCUACCAGCCGCUAUGCCCGGACAGAAAACGAGAGCUUGGCCACGCCUCAAUCUAAGUUUUACGAGGUGGAAGGAGGUGCAAUGCCGCGUGCAUCCGACGCUUCGAUCAGCACGGAACAAAAGGAAAAUCCAUUUCCCGAGGUGCCGGGACAAGUUCCUGAGCUGCAUACGGCGAUCUUGGAUAUUCUAGGCGAUCACGGAUGGGGCCAAUUUUUGGACUCUAUUGACGACUUUAAUAUGACAUUUGAUGUAUAG
This is a messenger RNA of Ogataea haglerorum, 2310 nucleotides long. RefSeq lists its product as uncharacterized. NCBI's taxonomy places the organism in Eukaryota, Fungi, Ascomycota, Pichiomycetes, Pichiales, Pichiaceae. Gene Ontology annotation, biological process: regulation of DNA-templated transcription. The transcript has a single exon. Bases 1 to 2310 code for a protein of 769 amino acids. Gene Ontology annotation, molecular function: DNA-binding transcription factor activity, RNA polymerase II-specific; zinc ion binding. The record is from RefSeq and is a predicted model, not a curated record.